UCCUAAUUUCUAUCCAAACUGUGUGCGCGGUGAUGGCGCGCUAAGGCGCAGAGUGGUGUACAUGGAUGUGCGUUCGUUGUUGGAAGUGACAAAGGUGUGUGUGUCUAUGUUGGAGCUGCCUGAGAGGAGAGGCCAUUUUGUACAGCGAGGCAGGCAGGCAGGCAAGGCGUCUGUACAUGUCUGUCUGUGUAUUUUCACGUCAGUUUAACAGGAAGCGUGCCAUUGUGCGUAUGAGAGCGAACAUUUCAGUGUUGGAGGGGCGCGAGCUAGCUGAGCAGUAGUAACAACACCCAAACCGAUUUCUUCACUUUCCUGAGCGUUCACUGUCCUUUCUACACUGUUUCCUCUGUGCAAUGGAUGGCAGGGAUUUGUUCUGCCUCUCUCUUCUGCUGUCCUGUGCGGCCGUACUACCAUGAGCACUUCUACUCCAUCCACAGCUAAUGGCAACGAUAGCAGACAGUUUAAAGGAGACCGUUCUCCCUGUGGUCCUUCCCGAGUCCUCCACGUCCGCAAGGUUCCCAUCGAGGUGUCUGAGGCUGAGCUCAUCUCUCUAGGAGUCCCCUUCGGUAGAGUCACCAACCUGUUGAUGCUGAAAGGGAAAAACCAGGCUUUUAUAGAAAUGGCUUCUGAAGAGGCAGCGAUCACCAUGGUGAACUACUACACCACAGCAACACCUCACGUACGCAACCAGCCAGUCUACAUCCAGUACUCCAACCACCGCGAGCUCAAGACAGACAACCUGCCCAAUCAGGGGAGAGCUCAGGCAGCGUUGCAGGCGGUCAAUGCAGUGCAUUCUGGGAACAUGGCGAUGGGCGGUUCAGCAUCGGGCAGUGAUGGAGCCUUGAUGCCGGGACAGAGCCCCGUGCUGCGCAUCAUUGUAGAAAACCUCUUCUACCCUGUAUCACUGGAGGUCCUACACCAGAUCUUCUCUAAGUUCGGGACGGUCCUGAAGAUCAUCACUUUCACCAAGAACAACCAGUUCCAGGCCCUGCUACAAUAUGCUGAACCGAUGAAUGCCCACCACGCCAAAGUGACUUUGGAUGGCCAGAACAUCUAUAACGCGUGCUGCACUCUGCGUGUGGAGUUCUCCAAGCUGACCAGCCUGAAUGUGAAGUACAACAACGACAAGAGCCGAGACUUCACCCGCCUGGACCUUCCCUCCGGAGACGGACAGCCCACCAUGGACCCUGGUAUGACCGCCGCCUUCGGUGCUCCAGGUAUCAUCUCUUCGCCUUAUGCUGGGGCAGCAGGUUUUUGCCCCACAAUCGGAUUCUCCCAAGCAGGUCUGUCCAUGCACACGAUGGCAGGAAUGGGACCCCUCGUCUCGGGACGGAUGACUCUGCACGGCAUGGCGCCCACCGCCGUUCACUCUGUUCUCCUUGUCUCCAACCUCAACCCCGAUAGCAUAUCACCACACGAACUGUUCAUCCUAUUUGGGGUGUAUGGUGAUGUGCAUCGGGUCAAGAUUCUGUUCAACAAGAAAGAGAAUGCCUUAAUCCAGAUGGCCGACGCUACUCAGGCACAGCUUGCAAUGUCCCACCUGAACGGCCAGCGGCUGCACGGCAAGGUGAUCAGAGUGACCGUCUCUAAGCACCAGACGGUCCAGCUGCCCAGGGAGGGACAGGAAGACCAGGGCCUCACUAAAGACUUCAGCGGCUCCCCGCUACACCGCUUCAAGAAGCCUGGAUCCAAGAACUUUCAGAACAUCUUCCCUCCCUCUGCCACCCUCCAUCUAUCCAACAUCCCCCCGUCUGUAACAGAGGACAUCCUAAAGGACCUUUUCUCUGGACCUGGAUACACAGUCAAGGCCUUCAAGUUCUUCCAGAAAGACCGGAAGAUGGCUUUGAUCCAGUUGGGUUCAGUGGAGGAGGCCAUCCAGGCCCUGAUCGACCUCCACAACCACGACCUGGGAGAGAACCAUCACCUCCGCGUGUCCUUCUCCAAGAGCACCAUCUGACCCGCCUGAACCCCCCCCCCCCCCCCCCCCCCCCCCCCCCCCCCCCCCCUAAGGCCCCACUCCUGGGCUGGGCUAGCAGGAGUGAGGGACAGAAUGACCCACUUUGACUUAAAAACAACAGACAAUUGACUAGUUUAGAUGAUAUUGUUGAGUAAUAGACUACUGUAAUGCAAGGCCUUCAGAUAGAGACAGAGCUGGUCUGGAAGGAGUGAUGGUUGAUUUAUUCAGGGCAGGGAAGAGAACAGAGAGUCGGGAUGAGUUGGCAUGGUGCAUCAUUAAAUCCUUAAAUAGGACCCUAUCCUACGGGAUGGGAGAGAGGUAUUCAACUCUCCUUUAUCUGGCAUUAUAGGACCCUAACCCACGGGAUGGGAGAGAGGUAUUCAACGCUCUUGGGAGGUUUCUGCCAAGUAUACCACAGACACACCUAUACCACAGACACACAAGUAUACCACAGAAACACCAAUCAUUGAAUACUUGACACUUAGCCCUGCUAUACAAUCAAGUUGCACAAUAUGCAUGAGUUAUGAAAGCUCACCUGCAACUCACCACCUACAGACCCACCACCUACAGACCAACCACCUAGACCCACC
This is a messenger RNA of Oncorhynchus mykiss (rainbow trout), 2547 nucleotides long. RefSeq names its product polypyrimidine tract-binding protein 3. Gene Ontology annotation, molecular function: RNA binding. Gene Ontology annotation, biological process: mRNA processing. Gene Ontology annotation, cellular component: nucleus. The record is from RefSeq and is a predicted model, not a curated record. Lineage: Eukaryota; Metazoa; Chordata; Actinopteri; Salmoniformes; Salmonidae.